Messenger RNA from Cannabis sativa, 649 nucleotides. Its product is annotated as glucose-1-phosphate adenylyltransferase large subunit 1, chloroplastic-like. Gene Ontology annotation, biological process: glycogen biosynthetic process. Lineage: Eukaryota; Viridiplantae; Streptophyta; Magnoliopsida; Rosales; Cannabaceae. The record is from RefSeq and is a predicted model, not a curated record. Bases 144 to 404 code for a protein of 86 amino acids. Gene Ontology annotation, molecular function: glucose-1-phosphate adenylyltransferase activity. The transcript has 4 exons.
GUUAAUAUUCUUUCUGGUUGUUUAUACAGAUUGUUGAUUCAAUCAUAUCUCAUGGGAGUUUCUUAACUAAUAGUGUUAUAGAGCAUAGUGUUGUUGGUAUCAGAUCCCGGAUUAAUUCUAAUGUUCACUUAAAGGAUACUGUGAUGCUUGGAGCAGAUUUUUAUGAAACAGAAUCUGAAGUGGCUUCAUUGUUUGCUGAGGGAGGAGUUCCUAUUGGAAUAGGAGAAAACACAAAAAUCAAAGAAUGCAUCAUUGACAAAAAUGCAAGAAUUGGAAAGAAUGUUAUCAUUGCUAACUCAGAGGGGGUCCAAGAAGCGGAUAGGUCAACGGAAGGGUUUUACAUCCGUUCAGGCGUAACAGUCGUACUGAAAAAUUCAGUAAUCAAAGAUGGAACAGUGAUCUAAGUUUUACUACAAGUCUUCAAUCCUAUACCCUUUUUUUCCCCUUUCUUUUUGGGUAGCAUUAGGAUUGGAAAGGAGCGAACUAAGAAAUAAGAGCUACUAUGUUCUGUAAAUCAAGGCAUCCCUAGUUCUUUACUAUGUGGAUUGGAAGUGCAACAUGCUUAUUGUUUUGUAAAAAAUACUGCAAAAAUGUGUUUCCAAGCCAUUUGAAGUGAAAAAAUAAAAACACUAAUAUUUCAAAGUUACCA